Messenger RNA from Pocillopora meandrina, 2033 nucleotides. Lineage: Eukaryota; Metazoa; Cnidaria; Anthozoa; Scleractinia; Pocilloporidae. The record is from the annotation of a GenBank genome assembly.
AUGUCUGAUAUUGGAUCGGAAGAAUUCGAAGAAGAUGAAGGCAUCAAUCUUGGGGUAAGUUAGAGCUGGUUUAAACGGCAAUUUUUUCGGUUAAUAUGCGAAAAAUUGAAUCGUCAAAAGCUGUCACUCUAUUUGCCUAAAAUUUGCUCCGUCCUUUAUCAGUCUUCUUUCUCUCUUUUCGUUCUUAAAUCUCCGAAAUUUCGUAAUGUGUUGAAACUGAUAAACUUUAAUCGACGCAAACCUUGCGAAUGUCAACUGUCAAGUCUUUGAACUUUCAUUUCAAUUUUAUCGAAAUGACAGCAUUGAUCGCUAAAUUAUAAGUAUUUGACAGCUUAUGGUUUUCAAUGUCGACUGGCAAUCUAAGCUAAGAAAGUGUCAUUAAGUUCUGUGCAAUUUUCAGUCUCUCCUUUAAUCAAAAGAAGAAAACUUUGACGAAAGACUAUUUCGCAGCCGAGUUAGCCAUUCUUCAGUCAUAACUAAAUAUGCAAAAAAAUAUCCCGGCAGGGAACAGCGAUUUGUGCAUACUUAAUUUGCAAAGUAAUAGGCUUCAGUCAAAGUCAACAUACCACAGCGAUGUUGAUAAACAAAUACAGCCACCCACUAAACUAUCUCAAUAGCUUUGCCCCCCUCAGCGGAUGUUAAUCUGUACCAAGCGUCAACUUAGUUGAGACGCUCGAACUGAAAGCUUUUCAAAUUACACUGCUAUGCUUUUACUCGCUUUCAUGUUAAAGUGAUCGAUGUACAAGGGAUUUUCAAGUGAUUUUUACUGAUGACACUUUUUGUAAAGUACAUUUUUCUUGUUGCUCGUAAAGGCACAUAAUUAUGGCUAAUAUUUUAUAAAACUAUUAAAAUUGUCAAUUGACUUAUAAGCUUUUCUAAGAAACUGUAUGUGAUCUUUCUCUCGCGAUGAUUAAAACGAUAAUCGACGGAUAAAGAGUGGAGCAUGUGAAUGAAUGAGGAUACAUUCCAGCCGAUUCAGCAUCUCAAGUUUAUCAUGAAAUAUCUCUUGUGAAGUGGUUUGUUUCUACGCAUGAUUGCUUACUGUUUGACCCUUGUGGUUACCCCUUUGAGAGGGAAGAAGGACAUUAAAGCCUAACGACAUGUUACGUAAUCUUUUGGUUUCUUACGGAGCGAAAUUAAGUCAGGCCUUCACUAACGUGAUGAACUUGGAACUCUAGUUAAGGGACCCCACGGUUCAGAUAUCCGGCUCCCGGCCGGUUCAAAUAUCCGGCUCCCCGAAAGGGUCUUCCUCUCGCUGUGAGCAGGAUAUCCUAUGGGGAGUUUUAUGACAUAAACUUUCCAGACCACCCUUCCCUCAGAGCUUCUAAAAAUGAGCGCUACAUACAGUUCAAAGGCUAUUCAACGAAUCUGAUUACUGUAUUACGUUUUAUUUUCUUAAUUCAUUUCUGUAGGAGUACGAUGGUGACCGAAACGAAAAUGAAGAACGCCAUGGCUACGGUAAAGCCACCCUGCCAAACGGAGAUACGUACGAAGGGCAGUACGAACACGGAAAAAGACACGGCAAUGGUACGUACCGCUUCAAGAACGGUGCCAAAUAUGUCGGCGAGUAUGUCAAAGGCAAAAAGCACGGCCAGGGUACGUUUUGGUACCCAGACGGCUCGCGAUACGAGGGUGGCUUUGUGGAAGAUCGGAGAAAUGGCCACGGGAUUUACUACUACGUGAAUGGGGACACUUACGAGGGUGACUGGUACGAGCAUCAGAGGCACGGCCAGGGCGUGUACACGUACUCAGCGACUGGGACCAAGUACAAAGGAUCGUGGGUACACGGCAAGCGCGACGGCACGGGAGAACUCGUUCACUCCAAUCACAGAUACAUGGGAAAUUUCUUGGAUGAUAACCUCCAGGGCGUGGGCAAAUAUCGGUUUGAUAUCGGUUGUGAACAACACGGAGAAUACGUUUUGGAGGAAAAGGUCCAAGAGGGGGACACCGAAGAAGAUGAACAACUUACCGUGUUGACUGCCAAGUGGAAAUGUGCAAGUAUAACUGAAAUUGAGCCAGCUAUCAUUGGAUAG